Knipowitschia caucasica is the source of this 756-nucleotide messenger RNA. The record is from the annotation of a GenBank genome assembly. Lineage: Eukaryota; Metazoa; Chordata; Actinopteri; Gobiiformes; Gobiidae.
AUGAUUUCUUUACACCCGCCCUCCUCCUCCUCCUCUUGCUGGCUGCCCCCACGCUUCGACGACGCCACGUGGGUGGCCCCACGCUUCGACGACGCCACGUGGGUGGCCCCACGCUUCGACGACGCCACGUGGGUGGCCCCACGCUUCGACGACGCCACGUGGGUGGCCCCACGCUUCGACGACGCCACGUGGGUGGCCGCACGCUUCGACGACGCCACGUCGGUGGCCGCACGCUUCAACGACGCCACGUGGGUGGCCGCACGCUUCGACGCCACGUCGGUGGCCGCACGCUUCGACGACGCCACGUCGGUGGCCGCACGCUUCGACGACGCCACGUCGGUGGCCGCACGCUUCGAUGACGCCACGUCGGUGGCCGCACGCUUCGACUCCUCCUCCACGCCGCACGCCUCAACGACGCUGCACGCCUCAACGACGCCGCACGCCUCGACGCCGGCGCACGUUUCAAUGCAGCUCGUCGGCGCCCGCACGCUUCAUCGCAGCUCGUCAGCGGCCGCACGCUUCAUCGCAGCACGUCGGCGGCCGCACGCUUCAUCGCCCCACAUCGAGGUCAGUCCCAGACACAUCCUCAUCAAGAUCGGUUUCAGACCCACAAUUAGAUCCAGAAACAUCACCAGAUGCAGUUCCAUGUUUAUCAGCAUCGAGCACAGGCAGUUAAUUGUUGGAAUCUACAUCAGAUUCUUCCUCACUGCUUUCUUAGAGCAGCUGGAACAUCUCACGCCUUCUUUUCCUCCAUAG